This is a messenger RNA of Sorex fumeus (smoky shrew), 5962 nucleotides long. It is a transcript of the gene CCDC171, whose product is annotated as coiled-coil domain containing 171. Bases 93 to 3761 code for a protein of 1222 amino acids. The record is from RefSeq and is a predicted model, not a curated record. NCBI's taxonomy places the organism in Eukaryota, Metazoa, Chordata, Mammalia, Eulipotyphla, Soricidae. The transcript is spliced from 23 exons.
CCUGGGAAGCCGCGCAGCUUCGCGGGCCCGGCUCUUCCAAUCGGAGUGCGCCGUUCUCCGAGUUGAAGACGGCCUCGCCUGAUAUAAAACAAAUGCUUAAAAAUGAAACAGAGUUGGAUAUUACUGCUGAUCUCAGAAAGAAACUCCAUCGGGCAAAGAAAGAAAAAUUAGAAAUAACAACUAAGCACAAUGCCGAAUUGGCCAGUUAUGAGAGCCAGAUUGCGAAGUUGCGAUCUGAGGUUGAAAAAGGAGAGGCAUUGCGGCAAAGUCUGGAGUAUGAUCUGGCCGUUGCCAGAAAGGAAGCUGGUUUUGGAAGACGGGCUGCAGAGGAGAGAUUAGCUGAGUCGCAUAGGAUCCAGGAAAAGCUGUGUGCUCAGAAUUCAGAACUUCAAGGGAAAGUAAGCGAGACUGAGAAACUUCUCCAGAUUUCCCAGCAAAAAUGGAAAGAAGAAUGCAGAAGAUUUGAAUGCGAUUUGGAAGAAAGAGAUAAUAUCAUUCAAAAUUGCAAUCAAGAAUACGAUUUACUUAUGAGAGAAAAAAGCAAACUAGAGAAAUUGUUACAGGAACAAGAUAGUACUGUACAAUGUAUGCACAAAAAAGUAGAAAAAUUAGAAGCAGAACACAUGAACUGCUCUGAACUUUUACGGCGACAAACAAGUGAACUUGAAUUAAGCACUCAGAGAGAGGAAUGUCUGCGAAAAGAAUUUGAGGUAACUACUCUAAGAGUGAGGAAACUAGAAGAAAAUAUUGAAGCAGAAAGAGCAGCACAUUUGGAAUCAAAAUUUAAUUCUGAAAUUAUUCAGUUACGAAUUCGAGACCUCGAAGGAGCUUUGCAAGUAGAAAAGGCCAGUCAAGCGGAAGCUGUUGCUGAUUUGGAAAUGAUCAAGAAUGAAUUCAAAGAAGUUGAAAAUGCAUAUGAACGAGAAAAGCAUAAUGCACAAGAAAGCUUUACAAAACUUAAUUUAUUAGAAAGAGAGUUUCUCUCUAAAAACAAGAAACUAAAUGAAGAGAUCGAGGAACAGAAGAAAGUAAUUAUAGACCUUUCAAAGAGACUCCAGUAUAAUGAAAAAAGUUUCAGUGAAUUACAGGAAGAACUUGUGAUGGCUAAGAAGCACCAAGCCUUUCUAGUGGAGACAUGUGAAAAUAACGUCAAAGAAUUGGAAUCGAUCUUGGACAGCUUUACUGCGUCGGGCCAGUGGACAUCAGGCAUCCACAAGGACAAAGAUAAACCUCCCAGCUUCUCAGUUGUCCUUGAGACUUUGAGGCGUACCUUGACAGAUUACCAGAACAAGCUGGAAGAUGCAUCUAAUGAGCUAAACAACAUGAAUGACGCCAAGGAAAAAGCAUCCAAUGAACUUAAUUCUACCAAGCAGAAGAUAGAAUCUCACACUAAAAAUAUAAAGGACCUUCAGGACAAACUGAAUGAUGCCUGUAAAGAGCUCAGUCACUCACGCACUAAGUGUGCUGACAGAGAGGCACUAAUAAGCACUUUAAAACUGGAGCUGCAAAAUGUGCUACACUGUUGGGAGAAAGAGAAGGCACGAGCAGCUCAAGCUGAAAGUGAAGUGCAACAGCUUUCCCAGGCUUUCCGCAAGGAUAGCGAGGAGAAGCUAACCUUCCUUCAUACCUUGUAUCAGCACUUGAUAGCAGGCUGUGUGCUCAUAAAACAACCAGAAGGCAUGCUGGAUAAAUUCUCUUGGUCUGAGCUUUGUGCAGUCUUGCAGGAGAAUGUUGAUGCCCUGAUCGCAGACCUCAACAGGGCUAAUGAGAAGAUAAAUCAUCUGGAGUAUAUCUGCAAAAAUAAGUCUGAUACCAUGAAAGAGCUUCAGCAGACCCAAGAGGAUACUUUCAACAAAGUAGCAGAGCAGAUGAAAGCCCAAGAGAGCUCCUGGCACAAACAGAAAAAGGAACUGGAGUUUCAGUACUCUGAACUUCUCCUGGAAGUACAGAAGAGGGCACAGAAAUUUCAAGAAAUUGCUGAAAAAAAUACGGAAAAGUUAAAUCGUAUUGAGAAAUCACAUGAACAGUUGGUUCUUGAAAAUUCACACUUCAAAAACAUGUUAUUACAGACUCAGAGGGAACAAACAUCCUUGCUAGCAGCCUGUGCAUUGAUGGCUGGUGCACUGUAUCCUCUCUACAGCCGGUCAUGUGCUUUGUCAACGCAGAGAGAUCUUCUCCAGGAGCAGGUCAACACCUUUGAGUUGUUCAAGUUGGAAGUAAGAGCUUUAGCCCAUGCUUUGUCGACUAUAGAGGAAAAAAAGCAAGAGGAAGCCAAGAUGCAGAAAAAGCCUUUCAAAGGAUUGAUACGUGUAUUCCGGAAAGCAGUUAUUGCAGUUUUGGCUGCAAACAGACUGAAACAUUUGGGCCAGUCAUGUGCUUCUCUUUUCACCUGGAUGGAGAAUUUUAAAGAAGGCAUAGGCAUGUUAGUAUGUACAGGAGAGCCCAAAGACAAGCAUAAAUUUCCAAAGCACCAAAAGGAACAAUUACGUAGUUUUCAAGCUCUCAGUUGGCUCACCAGUUCUGACCUUCUUACUGCAAUAAUCAGUUCUAUGGCUGAGCUACAGGAAGUCAUUAGUAAAACAGAUCCAAAUUCCAGAAUUAGUGGACAUUUACUCAUAGGUGCAGCAAAGAAUUCUUUUGCAAAACUCAUGGAUAAAAUAAGUUUGGCAAUGGAGAGCCUACCUCUGCAGAGUAGUAGAAGUAUUACAUAUGUAGAAAAGGAUUCCCUGGUUCAGCGGCUGGCCCGUGGACUUCAUAAAGUAAACACAAUGGCAUUGAAAUAUGGCCUAUCUGGGCAUAUGCCCCUUUUGAAAAGUACAGCAUCUUUGCAGAAGCAAAUACUUGGAUUUACACAAAGACUACAUGCUGCAGAAGUGGAGCGUCGCUCAUUGCGCUUAGAGGUCACAGAAUUCAAAAGAAAUGCGAAUGAAAUGAAAAAGGAACUUGAAAAAGCUCAAGGGCUUCAAAUGCAAUUAAAUGAAUUUAAGCAUUCUAAAUUGAUCACCCAUGAGAAGUUUGAAAGUGCAUGUGAAGAGCUGAAUAAUGCAUUACUUCGGGAACAGCAAGCACAAUUGCUGUUGAAUGAACAAGCACAACAACUACAGGAGUUAAAUUACAGACUUGAAUUACAUUCCAGGGAGGAAGCUGACAAAAACCAAACUCUUGGAGAAGCUGUAAAGAGUCUCUCCGAGGCAAAGAUGGAGCUGAGAAGAAAAGAUCAAUCUCUGCGUCAGCUCAAUAGACAUCUUACCCAGCUGGAGCAGGACAAGCGUCGACUGGAGGAGAACAUCCAUGAUGCAGAGAGUGCCCUCCGCAUGGCAGCCAAAGACAAAGAAUGUGUUGCCAGACAUAUGAGAACAGUAGAAAAUAUGCUUCAUAAGGCUAUGAUUAAAAGCUUCGUGGAUGUCUACCAGCUUGCAAGCAAUCGAAUCACUACAUUAGAGAAAGAAAUGACAUCGCAUCGAAAUCAUAUUGCUACCUUGAAAUCAGAACUUCACACGGCUUGUUUACGGGAAAAUGAAAGUUUACAAUCAAUAGGAUCACGAGACCAUUCAAAUAUCUCCAUGCCUUCAAGAGCUGCUCUUCCUGCUGGCACAGUAAAUGUUGGGGAUUUCUUGCCCUUGAAAGCUGAACUCGAUACUGCUUACACUUUCUUAAAGGAGUCAUUUAUACAGCCUGUGCCCCACACGUCAUCAGCAUCUUACUCGUCUCCAGCGACUAUGUCUUCUAAUGCCAAAAGGCCAACUCAGAUUGGAUUAUGACUGUAUUAAAUAAAAAGAGAUGCAGGAAGAGUUACCAGUACAAUUAAAAUUGCUUUAAGGUAGAUUGGAUUUUUCUUAUCAGUGGAAUUUUGUUUCAGCACAGCUAGGUGGUGGGUUUUGAAAAAUUAUGUGCUGCUAUCUUGAUGUGUACAGGUAUCUCUGUCUCCUGAAAUAAUGAAAUAACCAACUUUUUUCCCUUCUAAGUUUUAUUUAUUAUCACAGUUGCUCAUUUUUAUGUAACAUAUUUUUAAAUGUUAAAGAAUGACACAUUUUGGGUAAUUUCCCUCUGACUUAAAAAAUCAAUAAGCCAUUUUAGUCUCUAUCUAUCAAAGUUGUUUCAUACUUGUCUAUUUUAAAGCAGAACUGCAAUACUUUAAUAGGAUUGAGAGAGCUAUUUGAAAUGUAUGCCAAUGAUUCCUGUCAUUUCAUGGCAGCCCUGCCAUGGUUCACUGAGCCCCCUCUUCUCUCUUGUCAGCUCAACUGAAGACAAGCAUUUAGUUGCAAACUUUAAGCAGGUUGUGCAAAACAGAAAUGAUGUGGCUGCUUCUCCUCCUGCACAAUAAUGUCACUCCUGGUCAAUGUGAGAAGGUCAGGUUGCUCCUUGUAAAGCUACAUGAUACCACUUGCCCAUUUGAACAAGUUAAGUUAACUGCUGAAUCUGGUCCCUGCAGGCACUGAAAACUCAUCCUUUUAUCAAGUCUGCAUUUGGUAAGAAAGUAGAGCAAUCGUGCUGGAAGGAUUUCUGCGGUAUGUUUAGGCACUUUUUAAAGGACAGUUCCUUCCACAGCAUAGCAGGUAAUAUAUUUCGUAUAGGCCGAAAAACUUCAAGGUAAUGGCUGUUUUGACCUUCAAAAUAGACUCCUUUUUUUGUUUUUGUUGUGGGCAGGACCCAAGAGUGAUGCCCAUCUUUGAUGCUGACAGAAUUUAAAACAAGGCCAUUGCCCUGCAUUUUCUGCCUUGUAGCACACAAAAGUAAAAUUGUAUGUCAGGCCGAGAUGUCGGGGAGCUGACAAGAUGCCCCAGUGACAUUUCAGCUAGAAAGAGCAAGUGUCUUGCAACCAAGUGGUCAAAUAUCAAAUAAUAGGUCAAGCAGGAAGGAGCUGAGUUCUAACCACAAAGAGGUUUCUGGUAACUUACUUGACAAGCUUUUGGGCGCUUUGUGGCUUGACAAAGUGAUGUUCUGUUGGGUAUCGCUAGACAGACUGUUCUUUAUCGCCUUCAGAAGAUCAGACAUUGACAUUGAUUAAACUCUUUAACCCUUAAAGGUUAAAUCCUCACCGUUUGCAUUGUGGUAAGUGUAGAACAAAAGGACAUUCGUAAUAUGUAUUUGUUUUUGUAUUAAUCACUUAACUCCCAAGUGAUAUUAACUUCUGAUGUGAACCAUAUUUUUUGACAAGUUUUGAUGCAAAAAUCCAUAUUUUUAAAUUCUUUUUCACUAAGGACCAUUUCAUUCUUGAUACAUUAGAAAAUAACAGUAUGUUUUCUGGAGUCUCUAUUAUCUUAUUUUUACAGUUAUAUUUGAUUAAAAAAUACUCAACUUCUGAGAAUUUUGUUUUUAUUGGUCUUGGUAAAAUAAAUUUGCAUGCUGACAUUUUGUUAUUAGCCAAAUCAGCCAAGUGAUUUAUACCAUUUGACGUAACAGAGCACUACUAUGUAGUUAAUGCAAUAUUCUAUCUUACUGAGCCACAAUAAUUAGCUUUACAUAAAUCAUUGAAAGUUCUUUGUGUAGAGUAAAAUGAUAUCUCUAACCACAUUUCUCUUAAUUCCUUGCUUGAAAUUCUUUUUAUGAAUCAUUGAAUAUUAUAGAACAUGCCCUGUGAAAUAUCACAUAUGUGAAAUUCAACUUGCAAUUUCAUUGUAAUGUAGAUAAUGCUAUUGAUUGUUUUUUAGAGAUCAUAUAAUAAUUUUUGUACAUUUCAAGACUCUCUUCUGCCAUUCCAUACAAUAAUUAAGAUAUUGUCAUAUAGAAAUUUGUAUGCAGCUUUUAACUCAUGGAAUAUUGCUGAACUUCCAAUCCUCACUCUGUAGAAAAACAUUGUUGUUCUAUUCCACUUAUGUCUGUACUUAUGCAUUUAUGUAUUUUUGUGCUGAAUGUUUUUUCAGGUUCCACUCAUUUAAGAGGAAUGAGCACCUUUGUAAACUUUGCCUUGGUUUAGGCAAAGACCUAUGGUAUUCUUGCCAUAAUUAUAUAAUCUAUUAAA